UCAUAAGGUGAAUGCACCAAUUUGUAAGUCGCUCUGGAUAAGAGCGUCUGCUAAAUGACUUAAAUGUAAUGAGCUCUCAUCUCUAUGACAACAUAAGUAAUUUCAGUCUCAUAAACAUGGUUUGUAAUUUGUAGAGAUGAGAAUAGUGGUAAAUCCACUCAACGCUGCAUUUGACCAGUAUUUGUUAUUUAUUUUACCUUUAUUUAACUAGGCAAGUCGGCCUAAGAACUGUGGUCAACUGCCUGUUUAGGGGCAGAACGACAGAUUUGUACCUUGUCAGCUCGGGGAUUUGAACUUGCAACCUUUCAGUUACAAGUCCAACACUGUAACCCCUAGGCUACUCUGCUGCCUCUUUUUUACAUUUUUAUUUUAUGCCACUUGGUUGUUGUUGUAACUGACUUAUUUGAAGUGAAAGUAAUAUUUUUCCUGUUUAUUUUACAGUGCUUGAGAAGGUAUUUAAAUCCACAAAUCAUCUUGCUAUUAUAUCCUUCAUUCUGACAUAAAUGUCUAAAUAUGAGCUGUCCGUUUUGUAAAAAAAAGUACAAUGAAUUUGAUACUUGCUCACCCAAGACAUAGUUUUUUUUGCCUCUGAUUAGGCCUAGGCCUUUAUAACUGCCCACAUGGUGUAAACACUUCCAAACGGACUUAAAGGCCCAGUGCAGUCAAGAACAUGAUUUCCUGAGUUUGAUGUAUAUUUAAACACUUUGAGGUUGGAAUAAGACUGUGAAAUUGUGGACAUUAUGAUAAUGCCCUUUUAGUGUAAGAGCUGUUUGAAAAUGUCAGCCUGUUUAGGUAGGAUGGAGUUUUGGCUUGCUGGUGACAUCACCAGGCAGUAAAUUAGUCAAUAGACUAAUAAGAAAGAGCGUUCCAAACCUGGGCUGUAAUCAUACAAAUCCCCCAUCCCCCCCAAAAUAAGCUUUUUGGUUUUAGUUGAAGGUUAGGCAGGCAUAUGGUUAGCCAUGUGUUUAAGUUUAGGGUUAGGAUUCAAAUGACAUUUUAAUUAAGAAGAGACAUUUUAGAAAUAAGCUGUAGUAACUAGUGACGACAAGUGCACAGAGAGAAAUAGCUUUGUCAAGAAAACUUAGCGUUUUGUGUCAGCCAGACUAGAGAAAUGUAUGUCUGCCCUAAAACUUACCGUUGAUCAUCAUGAAUGAACAUAGUGUGAGUGAUAUUAAUAUUGUAAAUCUAAUGUCUCCCUCCAUUUGAUCAUAGUUGCUUCUUCAUUUUCCAACAGGCUGUUUAUCACACAAAUGCAUUUGCCAUCAUUAUCAUGACUUUGACAUCUCUCAUUCUCAAUAGCUCUUGAAACUUCUCUCUUCAUUGGUUUAUCAACCUACCUUUUGAGCUAACAUAAAUCUAGAUAAUGUAGCCUUUCAAUAUAUUGGGAUGCUUCGGCUAUGGAAGGAGAAUUUGUCAGGAAAAUUAUUGAUUUCAUGGACAAAUAGUCCCACCACCACUUCAAGAAAACCCCAGAAACGCUCUUCAUUUGUGUAAUCACAAAGACACACUAAAUGUUAAGCAUUGAAACCCCUUUCCCUUCAAUGCUGAUAGAGCAAGUGAGAAUGUGAAAGUUACGGGAAAUGCUGAUAGAGCAAGUGAGAAUGUGAAAGUUACGGGAAAUGCUGAUAGAGCAAGUGAGAAUGUGAAAGUUACGGGAAAUGCUGUUGCAGUAACUUGUAAAAUUUGCAUAAAGGUCAGACAUCUUCAAAAGAAAUCAAGAGCAAGACAUUUUGAAAAGAAAAGAAAAAGUUGCCUUGCUUCAGAGUGAAAUAUGGAUUCGAAGUCUGCUUUUGCGCUACUCAAGGACCCAGGAGCAAGAGUUACUAGAUGUGCGAAUGGCUUUACUCAACCGAAUUCCAAACCAGAGUUUCUGAAUUGUAUUGACAUAGAUGAGUGUGUUGAGAACCAACAUUUUUGUGGGGAACAGGGAAUCUGUGUCAAUCAGCUGGGCAGCUACCUGUGCAAGUGUCCCACAGGAUUCAGUAACUACGGCAACAGACAAAUUCAGUGUGCAGAACUUAAUUGUGACCAGUAUGAAACACAGCCUGGACAGACUCUACCAGGCUUUGAUAGUUUAUUGUCUCUGUUGAAAAACAACUGUUUGGUGUUGAGCAACUCUACGUUGUCUGGACCGACAAGACUGCUGCCAACUGGAGAUGUGCUUUUGACAUUACUGGUUAAUACCACUGAUGUUGUUCAACUGGGCCUCCAGUCCAAUGGUCACCGUAGUAGCAGUGAAGUGACUAAGUUACUGAGGAUGAUUGAAAUCUCAUUCAGACUGAUCGCUCCACUGCUGACAGAGAACGUGACCCGGAUAGAGACCAACCAUACCGAGGUUGAGAUUAUGGUGAGGAGAGACAAGAUUCCACCUAAAGGACCAGUCAGCCUGACCAAUGAGAACACUCAACUUGACACCACCUGGGAGACGGUGGUUGGAGAUUACCAGAAUUACCCAGGGUUUGCGUAUGUUGUUCUGCUCAGCUAUAGGAAUCUGGAUAGUCUGAAGGACAACACUUCUCAUCAGAGCCAGCAGCUCAUGUCCAGUGCUGCGACAGUUUCCGUUAGCAACUCCAAUACAACAUACCUGCCCCAACAGGUUAAUCUCACCUUCCAUCACCUGCAGUCCAGUGAUGUUGACCCCACCUGUGUUUAUUGGUCGGAUGAGAAUGGACCGGGGGUGUGGUCUGGGAGGGGUUGCACCUUAGUGAUUUCGAACUCCACCCACACUGUGUGCUCCUGCAACCAUCUCAGCACAUUCGCUCUGCUGAAGGGAAUCCAUCAGGGACAGGGAAGCGGGCAGCUGUCGUUGGUGAUGUGGGUGGGUGUUUUUGUGGCACUGACCUGUGUGUUCCUGUCCCUGAUCACCACCCUGUGGUGUCGCUUUGUCAGCCGCAAACGCGGUGGAGGACACCGGCUGCAACAGGAUGUACAGCUACAUAGAAAAUAAGACAUGGAUUUGAACUAUUUGUGUUAUAAGAAAAGCUUUACUUGGAAUUAAUUUGGAACAUUGUCUCUUGGCUUGCAAGGACAUCCACAUGCCAGCAUUUUUUUUUUAAAUUAAGUAUUAUAAAAAUGUAUCAGAAAAAACAAAAAUAUAAGAACACAACUUUAUAUUAAUAGAUAUACAAUAUCUCAUGUAUAGAACUCUUAUUAGUUCUAGACUGUAGCAUAUGAGCUCUUAUAGCAUAUGUAGCAUAUGUCAAAAUACAUACGUCAUUUUAGGCUCACGAGUUUUACUUAUAAUUUGUGGCAUGAAUUUUCCUAGAAUAGUGGUAUAUCCACCCAACGCUGCAUUUGUCAAGUAUUAAGCCACUUUGUUGUCGUUGUAACUAUUUUCUGAGAGCUAAUCAAGUGAAAAUAAUAUUGGGCCCUGUCAUUCAAUCAUCUUGCAAUAUUUUGCUCCAAUCUGAUUCAAAUAUCUAAAUACAAUUGGUCCCUUUCUUCAGCAAUAAAGCUAUACCAUACUGAA
Messenger RNA from Oncorhynchus keta (chum salmon), 3469 nucleotides. RefSeq names its product adhesion G protein-coupled receptor E5-like. Gene Ontology annotation, molecular function: G protein-coupled receptor activity; calcium ion binding. The coding region runs from base 1772 to 2947 and encodes 391 amino acids. The record is from RefSeq and is a predicted model, not a curated record. NCBI's taxonomy places the organism in Eukaryota, Metazoa, Chordata, Actinopteri, Salmoniformes, Salmonidae. Gene Ontology annotation, biological process: adenylate cyclase-activating G protein-coupled receptor signaling pathway. The transcript is spliced from 10 exons.